Messenger RNA from Sycon ciliatum, 1956 nucleotides. RefSeq lists its product as uncharacterized. The transcript has 8 exons. Lineage: Eukaryota; Metazoa; Porifera; Calcarea; Leucosolenida; Sycettidae. Gene Ontology annotation, molecular function: GTP binding; GTPase activity. Gene Ontology annotation, cellular component: Golgi apparatus; endosome. Bases 312 to 995 code for a protein of 227 amino acids. The record is from RefSeq and is a predicted model, not a curated record.
ACUGGACAGAUGAGAGGGGAUUUCUGUACCAGACUCCAGAGCUAGAGGCAAGACAAGACAAGACAUACCCUGAAUAGCUCGUUGACCUAGCUUGUAGGUUUUGGCUUUGAGAAACACCAGUAUAAUUCUUUCACCGCUACGGAUUAUCAGAAUUGGUUCUGUGGUUAUCCCCGGAGAAUCUUCAGCAAUUGUACCUUUCCGAAUCUGUUUCUCAGUAAACAAUACUUGCAAGUACAGCGUAACGAUGUGUGUACAUUUCCUGCUUGGUGAAGUCUGACUUAGUCCAUGACCCUGCGAAAGCUGCUGGCGAUAUGAAGCCCACUAUCGAGGCCAAAAUUGUCGUACUCGGUGCCCAAGGCGCUGGCAAGACGUCACUGGUGUUGCGUCAUAUGAACAAGUCCCAGUUCAGCAGUGCAGUCAGUCCGACGAUCGGGGCGUCCUUCUUCACUUCUCGCAUGACUGUGGAUGUUGAUCGAGUCAAGCUUCAGCUUUGGGACACUGCGGGGCAGGAGAGAUUUCGUUCUAUGGCACCCAUGUACUAUCGGAACGCCAACGCCGCCCUAAUCGUCUAUGACAUCACCGCUGCGGACACGUUCGAGGCGGUCGCCAGCUGGGUUGCGGAACUGCGACAGAAUGUUGACUACAAAAUGGUUCUCUGUCUGAUUGGCAAUAAAGUGGACCUGGAAGACCGACGUGUAGUCACCAAGCGUGCCGGACAAGAGUACGCCAACUCUAUCGAUGCAUCAUUCUUUGAAACGUCAGCUCUGGGCAAUAUCUGUGUCCAUGAGGCUUUCCUUCAAGUGGCGCUGGACCUGAUCGAGUGCGAGCGGCGAGCCCACCCAGAGCGCUUUGUGCCCGGAGCGGCCGGCGCUGGCGACGAAUCGGAAACGGACAGCCGGAGAGGCAGCAACGCUGACGGUGGUGCGCUGGCGUUAGCCGGAGGUGCCGGCAGGGACGAAACCGACGGCGAAUCCGGAGAGAGCAAAUGCUGCUAGAGGUGCUGUUCGCCCCCCGUGGCUCUCUGCGUCGCACAAGAGCACCCAGUGUGUACGCAAGCCAAUAGGCCAUGUUAUUACUCGGGUGCAGGUCACUGUUUUAGCCUAUCCCUGGUUGAUGUCCACCAGUACUACAUCAACAGUGAUUGGCGAGUCCAAACGCCAAAUGUUCAAAUUACCUUAGUCGAAUCAGAAAAUGCUAUCACCGUCGGGUUUAUAAACUUCCGGUGGCUUGUUGCUAUUUUGUCUACUCAUCCACAAAGAAUGUGGGCGUUGUGUGGAUGCCUCAGAGCCCAACACCACCUGCCCUCGCCCUCGCCAACCCCUACACCUAGUUACUCCCUUGAGAAUCAUCUUAUUUCUGGCACGCCGUCGUGCGUCCGGUCUCCCAGCCAGUUACCCGUUUUGAGAUUUUUUACGAGUCCUGUCUUCUCUACGCGUCACCACUCGCACAUCUCUCUUGCAUUCAUUUCUCUCACAAUGUACCUAGCAGACGACCGACGUCGUGCUGCUACCGACAGUCCAGAUGUUUUACCAUCACGCAGCCAAGUGUAUGCUCAGGCAGCCGACUGAGCCCGUUUGUACGCUUGGUGCAAUGGCCUAGGAUGCGCACUCUAGACAUACUCGCAUAGCCUUCUUCUGCGGCAUGCGGGCGCGUCCUGCUUCUUCCAUGCCUUUCCACCCCUGUUGCCUUCCUGCUUGGCACUGGAAUCUGGCCACUGGCAAACUUCGCCUGUAGGUACCAAAGCCACUGUGCAUCAUUAUAUUUUAUCAUUUUUAUAUUUAACCCUGCACAUCACUCAAGCUGGUCUUGGAAGCAGGAGGUCGAGACAUCUCUAUGGAUUUUAGUUGUGCGAGGCUCAUUGCUUACGUACCGUUUAGAGCCUUUUCAUGACGCAUCUAGCUUGGCUAUGCUCGCUUUGCGGAGCAGAAUUUCAAGACAAAUUGUUGGUUCACUGGC